CCCAUGGCCAACAAGCAGCAGCAGCAGCAGACCCUCCCUGCCUCGCGCUUCGACCUCGCCACCUAUGCAGGCAGGGUGCAGCACAUCCUGCAGGUCACCGAUGUGCGCACUCUCCUGACAUCCUCCGCCCAGCUGCAAGAUGCCCGUGCUACUAUAAAUCGCUUCCACCAGGGCCAACUACCUCUGUCUGAGAGUGUCUGGCAAGCUAAAAAAAUACUCGAUGCUACAGUCCACCCAGAUACGGGCGAGCCUAUCUUCUUGCCCUUCCGCAUGUCCUGCUUUGUCCUGACAAAUCUCGUCGUGACAACUGCCAUGCUCACGCCAAAUCUGAAAACUCGCGGUAUCCUCUUUACCCAGGGCCUAAAUCAGAGUGUCAAUGUUGCCUUCAACUACAGCAACAGCAACAAGUCGAGCCCGCUGAGCAAUAUGCAGCUGCUUGUUUCCUACUUGACUGCUACAGCGGCCAGUUGUACAGUUGCUGUGGGCCUCAACAAGGCCACAGCCUUCAUUGCCGACGCCAAUAGACGAAGGGUCGCUGGCCGACUCGUGCCGUUCGUUGCGGUCGCAGCGGCUGGUGUCCUCAACGUCUUUCUCAUGCGGUCCACUGAAAUUACCAAUGGCAUCGAUGUCUUCACCCCAGAGGGCGAGCUGGUGGGUAAGUCUAGUCGAGCAGCCGUCGUGGCUAUUGGCGAAACAGCAGCGUCGCGAGUCAUGAAUGCCUCGCCCAUCAUGGUUCUACCACCGCUACUAUUACUUGCACUCCAGCGACCAGGACGUCUCUUGAGUAGACGGCCCAGUUUAAUGCUGCCAGUCAAUCUGCUCAGCAUUUUCGCCACGAGUAUUGUGGCACUGCCCCUGGCCAUCGCCGUAUUCCCACAGCGCGAGACCAUGCCUGUUGCCAAGCUCGAAUCUGCCUUGCAGACCAAAGCGGGUCACGCACGGGUCGUCGAGUUCAAUAGAGGCAUGUAGAAUAAGAAUGUAGAUGCAUGACUGUAAAGUGUAAAUCUAGACAACCU
Molecule: messenger RNA, 1016 nt
Organism: Protomyces lactucae-debilis
Lineage: Eukaryota; Fungi; Ascomycota; Taphrinomycetes; Taphrinales; Protomycetaceae
Product: sideroflexin-5
Exons: 1
Coding region: 4-969 (321 amino acids)
Biological process (GO): mitochondrial transmembrane transport; monoatomic ion transport
Cellular component (GO): mitochondrial inner membrane
Molecular function (GO): monoatomic ion transmembrane transporter activity
Source: RefSeq, a predicted model, not a curated record